AUGGCGGCACGCAAUGUGGUUCGAUUCCUUAAAUCGGCUAAUGUUUCCUUCUCUAGUUUUGACAGACGGGCGGCUGGUGCUUGUGAAUUCUUUCGACAGCUGACGGCAGAGAAGACACGCAAGAUAAACCCCAAGGCUGAGAUUGUUCAGCAUACGACGGUGACGGGUUCACUACCUACUAUCAAACUGGACUUUAUCAAUGGCCGUAAACAUGUUAUGGAAGUACCUGGCAAGAAUGUCCGUGAUAUUUUCGAGGAGGUGGACUUUUAUUGCUCGCAGAUUGAAACCGAGUACGAGAAAGAGGGCAAGUCCAUUGAAUAG
Messenger RNA from Peronospora farinosa, 321 nucleotides. The record is from the annotation of a GenBank genome assembly. Lineage: Eukaryota; Oomycota; Peronosporomycetes; Peronosporales; Peronosporaceae.